AUGGCGGGCCGACGACUUCCGGAGUUGCAUCCGUGCUUACUUAGACGAUCGAGUCCGGGAGGCGAUGGCAAAGCAACUGGCGAGAAGGCGAAGGCUGGAGCCCAGAUGCCGGUGCUGAGGCCUUCGCGCUCCGAUGGCAAUUUGGGUAAAGAGGCACAGAUCCGAUCGGGCAAGCAGAGGCGGAACAGUGGAAACGCUGCUUCUCCCUUGCUCCCAGGCUCCGAGAAGGCAUCCAGAUCACCGUCGCCAGCUCCAAGAAGGCGUGCCCGCAGUCGCGGCGAGGUGGCCCUGGUGGAAGAGGUUCCUGGAUUGCAGGAAGCCUUUCGGAAGAUCUGCGGCAGCCGCGGGGAAGCUAGCAUGGAUUCACGUCAGUUCGACAAGUUUUGUCGGGAGGCGGGCUACAUGGAUAGCAAGUUUACGACUGCAGAUGCCGAUUUGUUGUUCACCACUGUGACGGGACGCGGCUUGCGGCGCCUGGGUGCCCUUCACUUUCAAUCCGCCUUGAGGCUGUUGGCGGAACGAAAGCGUUUGCCCAUGGAUCAGGUUUGUGCCAAGGUGAGACGACUCGCUGAGGCGGAGGAGCGGUCGCGUCCACCUGUGGCGGCUGUGCCACCGGGCAACGACUCGGCCAUGGUGCCCUGGAACGAGGAGGUAAACUGUCGUGGAAGGUCCUCUCGCGGUGUACGCAGCUCCUCCGAACCAGCUCCCCGGGGUUGGUUUUAUCCUCUGGACAACGGUUGCUGUUUGAAGCGGAACCAUACUGAUGGCGUGGAUGGAGCCGAGUCAGAGUUGCUGAUGGAUAGCUUCGUCUCCUUCUGCUGGGGCAAACCAGACAUGAGCAACCGCGACUUCCUUCGCCUCUGCCGCGAUUGCCAUUUGCUGAGCAACAGGUUCACCGCUUUGGACGCGGAUCUCCUUUUCACCAAGGUGGGCCAGUGGGCAGUGCCUCUGAAAGCCUGA
Cladocopium goreaui is the source of this 960-nucleotide messenger RNA. The record is from the annotation of a GenBank genome assembly. NCBI's taxonomy places the organism in Eukaryota, Dinophyceae, Suessiales, Symbiodiniaceae.